AUGAUUUAUAUUGUCCUCAAUUCUGUCUGGGAGGAACGCUCUGCUGCUGAGCGGCUCUGCGGGCUGAAGAUGGCGGACGGAGAGAGCGAGAGUCUUGGAACGGCCCUCUCUGGCGGGUCCGAUACCGGCGAGCCUGCCGCUAAGCGGUCCAAAACAACCACGGAGACCAGCCGCGGAUUCAAGGACUCCGAGGAAAGCCAUUUGUCGUGCCUCUCCGGAGCCCGGGGAAGCUGGGAGGCGGCGGUGAAAUGUGCGCUGCCAGCGGAGAUGGAAGCUCCGCCGGUGAUGGCGGUAGAGCAGGAGGCCCCAGGAGCGCGAGGCCGAGACAACAAUGGACCCGGACUGUCAGAGCGACACAGAGCUGCAAUAAAACAAGACGACGGCGCUGCUUUUAUUGCCGGCGAGGAGGCUGCUGAUCUACUUGGUCACGGGUAUCUGUCCACAUCCAACGGGUUGGCUGUCACACCGGAGCACAUCAACGACGAUGACAGAUCCUCGCAUGCCAGCUCCAGCGACUGGACCCCUCAACCGCAAAUAGGCUCCUACAGUUUCAUCCAGCAACACAUCCGGGAGACAGAUCCACGCACCAUUCUGCGCGAACUGCUGCCGGAGACCGUUCUCCCGCCAGAUUUAGAUGACAUGACGCUGUGGCAAAUAAUCAUCAACAUCUCUGAACCGCCCAAAAGAAAGAAGCGAAAGGAUAUAAAUACAUUGGAGGAUGUGGUUCGACUACUUAACGAAAGUAAACGGAUCCUGGUGUUGACUGGUGCUGGGGUGUCCGUCUCAUGUGGGAUUCCGGACUUCCGCUCCAGGGAUGGAAUUUAUGCACGUCUUGCUGUAGAUUUCCCAGAUCUUCCAGACCCGCAAGCUAUGUUUGACAUCGAGUACUUCAGACGAGACCCAAGACCCUUCUUCAAGUUCGCCAAGGAGAUCUACCCUGGACAGUUUCAGCCCUCACCCUGUCACAAGUUUAUAUCGAUGUUGGACAAACAAGGGAAGUUGCUGCGCAAUUACACCCAAAACAUCGAUACGUUAGAGCAGGUAGCAGGAGUUCAGAGAAUAAUCCAGUGUCAUGGUUCAUUUGCCACUGCAUCUUGUCUCGUCUGCAAACAUAAGGUUGACUGUGAGGCUGUGAGAGAAGACAUCUUCAACCAGUGUGUCCCUCACUGUCCGCGGUGUCCAGACAUUCCUCUGGCCAUCAUGAAGCCUGACAUUGUUUUCUUUGGAGAGAACCUUCCGGAAAUGUUCCACCGAGCCAUGAAGCAGGACAAAGACGAGGUGGACCUCUUGAUCGUCAUCGGCUCCUCACUUAAAGUCCGCCCAGUUGCCCUCAUCCCAAACUCAGUUCCUCACGAAGUGCCUCAGGUGUUGAUCAACCGAGAGCAGCUGCCACAUCUCAACUUUGACGUGGAGCUUCUCGGGGACUGUGAUGUAAUCGUCAAUGAGCUGUGUCACCGGUUGGGUGGGGAAUAUGAGCAGCUCUGCUUCAACACUGUCAGGCUCUCAGAGAUCACAGAAAAGCCUCCUAGGCUACUGGAGCAGCAGCAGCAGCCAUGCGAGGCCUUGUCAGCGUCCAGCGACACGGCGCUGCAGCAGGACCAGCAGCGCAACACGAACUCAUUUACCAAGCCUUCCGAGCAGACGGAAUGUCAAAACGACACAGACACUGUUAACAAUGAAACAUCACCUCCAGAGCGCAGUCCAAAUGACCAGUCUCCGAAUGAAGAGUGCCCUGAACCCUUAGAGGUACAAGCAGCAGCAGCAGAAGAGACAAAAGACAUACCAGAAGGGAAAAGCCAAAUCUCCAGCCUUGAAUUCCGUCGACGGUGCUGGAUGAAUCGGAUCAACAGGAGUCCGAUCAGCAAGCGACUCGAGACCGGCCAAUAUCUGUUCCAAGCACCAAAUCACUACAUCUUCCAUGGCGCCGAAGUUUACUCCGAUUCUGAAGACGAAACAUCCAGCUCCUGCGCUAGUGACAGCGAGGAGUCGGAAUGCAGCGCAGACGGAGCGGAGGGCGACAGCGAGCCGGAGGAUGCCAUUGCUUUGCCAGAGACAGACGGACAAACAAACCUCAGAGACACAAUGCAACACACUUUCACCAGCGAGGCCACAGACAGCACAUGCGAAACGACUCAAAGCACCACACACCUUUAAAUGUAAAGUACUGACUUGUCGCCUAUUUUUAUAUGUUUCAUAUAUUUUGACUUUCAUCAACCUAUUAUUUUUCAUAAAGUUGAAACUGCUUGACAACUUGUGUGAAUAUGCAGCAAGGUUUUUUUCCCCUUCUCUUUUCUCUGUCUGUUCUAGAACAUCUUACUGUAUGCUUGUUACCAAAUGGAGAACAGUAGAAUGGUCUGUUUCUUAUUUGGCAUGCUCAGACUGUGUUCAUGUUAUUUUGGAAUUUGGCACAUGCAUAUCAGUUAUUUGGGCUCAGUGAUGAAAAGUAACAUCUAGUCUAGACGGGUUGCAUCUAAUUCAUGUUACAGACAUGGACAUAGAUGCACAUUCGAUUGAGAAACAGGACUGUCAGCUUCAAAAUCCCCAUGUGGUGGUUUACUUGAAUAUUUUAUCAUCUGCAAUACGACCCAUUCAACUCUGCCCUUGAGUGGUGUGAAGGAAGAGAACUCUUAAAAGUUUAGACCAAAGAAAAGAAUGCUUCAUACACACGCAUAUUUAUGUGAAGGCGUUAAAGUCUAAUGCAAAGUGUUCCUGUUGACAUGUGGCAGCUACUUUUUACGGUCAAGCUUCAUAUUUUUAUACCGGGAUUUGAGACAUACUCAUCAGGGUAGAUGAUAGUUUGUAUCUGUACAUAGUUUCGAGAUGUAAAAAUGAGCCUUCGGAUUAAAAUCAGCCUGUUCACUUUUCUAAACAUGGCACUUUUUUCUUUUGUCCUCACAAAACUGAUUUUGUCUCCAGCAGUAGUGUUCCUUUCUCCUGAAGAGUUGGCUGCUGGCUUUCAUGUUGAUGGUAGAUCUAGUGCUUGUUGGUUUCUCAUGUUUUUUACUUAAAAAAACAACACAUUUUUGCGCCAUUUUGUCCUCUGCUGGGAUUCUCAGUAAAGAUCAUGAAAAUCAGAGAUGACUCUUUCUCUUUUUGUACACUACAGGAGUACAGGAGCAAGUCAGCAGCUGCAUGGAACUAAUGUUUGGAGAGUGUUCUGAGGAUGGAUUUAAAUGUAACACCAAGAUGAACAAUUUAAUGUCUGAAGUCUGACAAUUAUCAAUCAAGACAAUGGUUCAAAUGUAAUUGUGUGGCUUUUUAUCUUUUACUCAAUCUCGCUAAACAUAGUUGAUGUUGAAGAUAUCAGUUCUCCCACAAAUUCCAUUAAGACCUAACAUGGGAUCAACAGUUUUCAGAUUA
Synchiropus splendidus (mandarinfish) is the source of this 3360-nucleotide messenger RNA. RefSeq names its product sirtuin 1 (gene sirt1). NCBI's taxonomy places the organism in Eukaryota, Metazoa, Chordata, Actinopteri, Syngnathiformes, Callionymidae. Gene Ontology annotation, molecular function: NAD+ binding. Bases 1 to 2154 code for a protein of 717 amino acids. The transcript has 10 exons. The record is from RefSeq and is a predicted model, not a curated record.